Drosophila teissieri is the source of this 3202-nucleotide messenger RNA. It is a transcript of the gene tor, whose product is annotated as tyrosine-protein kinase receptor torso. The transcript is spliced from 15 exons. Gene Ontology annotation, biological process: multicellular organism development; protein phosphorylation; positive regulation of kinase activity. NCBI's taxonomy places the organism in Eukaryota, Metazoa, Arthropoda, Insecta, Diptera, Drosophilidae. Bases 286 to 3054 code for a protein of 922 amino acids. The record is from RefSeq and is a predicted model, not a curated record. Gene Ontology annotation, molecular function: ATP binding; transmembrane receptor protein tyrosine kinase activity; protein binding. Gene Ontology annotation, cellular component: signaling receptor complex.
CAAAACAAAAUAGCGCAAAAUAUAUUCAGCGAGUCCGCGGUUUCUCAUCAUUUCUUCUUCGUCGCUUUCCACCAUCGCAUUUUGGGCCUCCGUUUCUCAGUUCCUCAGUUCAGCAAGAUAAUCCGAGAAGGACGGUACUAAUCUCGAAAACUAGGAUCUAGAAACUAAGUAUUUGAAAUUUCUGUGUAUUAUAAAGUGUUAAAUGCUUAGGGGACACCGAAUGCUCGUAUCAAACACACACACAACGAAAUCUAAAGAAGGUUCUUUGGAAGCAGAACAAGGAAAAUGCUGAUUUUCUAUGCGAAGUACGCAUUUUUCUUCUGGUUUUUCGUGGGAAGCAAUCAAGGUGAAAUGUUGCUAAUGGACAAAAUCUCGCACGAUCUCCUCCUCAACAUCACCGCCUGCACCCAGAAUUUCCUGGAAAGUGGAAAGAAGGAUUUCCAAAGCUGCUUCAAGGACUGCAGGAUUAAUGGCACAUUUCCCGGGGCUUUACGCAAGGUGCAGGAUAACUACCAGUUGAACAUGCUGUGCCACACGGAGUCCGAAAUCGUUUUCCAAAUAGAUUGGGUGCAGCACAGCAGGGGAAACGAGCCGGCUCCAAAUGCCACUUACAUAAUCAGGUUGGAUGCUGUCAAGGACGAAAACAAAGAAACUACGCUAUACCUGUCUGAUGAUAACUUUCUCAUCCUUCCGGGCUUGGAGUCCAACUCCAGCCACAAUAUCACCGUCCUGGCGAUGCACGGAGAUGGAAGCUACUCCCUGAUAGCGAAGGACCAGACCUUCGCCACCCUCAUCCGAGGCUAUCAGCCCAGCAAAAUGGGAGCGGUGAAUCUGUUGCGGUUUGUGCCUCAGGUUGAAGACCUGCAUCACAUUGCUGCCGAAAUUGAGUGGAAGCCAUCUGCAGAAAGCAACUGCUAUUUCGACAUGGUGUCGUAUUCAACUAACAGUGUGAACAUGGACGAGCCACAGGAGGUGCAGUUCCGGGAUCGCAAAAAGCUGUACAGGCACACGGUGGACAACUUGGAGUUUGACAAACAAUAUCAUGUAGGCGUUAGAACGGUGAACAUAAUGAAUCGACUGGAGAGCGAUCUGCAAUGGCUGCCAAUUGUAGCUCCAAGCUGCUUGGAUUGGUAUCCUUAUAACUACACACUCUGCCCUCCCCAUAAGCCCGAGAAUCUUACUGUGACACAGAAGCAUUAUCUGCCAAAUACGUUGGCUCUUAACAUCACCUGGUCGCGACCCAGUUACCUGCCGGAUAGCUAUACACUGCACAUAUUUGAUCUGUUUAAAGGAGGUAUGGAGCUUAACUAUACACUUAACAAAAACAGGAGCCACUUUUAUGUACCCAAGAUCACGAUACUGGGUUCCCAUUUCGAAGUACAUUUGGUGGCCCAGUCGGCAGGCGGAAAAAACGUAUCCGGUUUGACCUUAGACAAGGUUCCUCGAGGUGUGUUGCUGAGCGAGGGCAACAUGGUCAAGCUGGUACUCUUCAUAAUAGUGCCAAUUUGCUGCAUUUUGAUGCUGUGCUCCCUGACUUUUUGCAGACGAAAUCGAAUGGAGGCUCAGGCGCUGCAAAUGGAGCCUAAGGACGCCAAGGCCAGUGAAUUUCAUAUCUCCCUGAUGGAAAGCAGUGGAUUGCUAGUCACCCUCUCGGCCAACGAAAGCAUGGAAGUAAUGGACGAGCUGGAGGUAGAGCCACACUCGGUGCUCCUCCAGGAUGUCCUCGGCGAGGGAGCCUUUGGCUUGGUGCGACGUGGAGUUUACAAGAAACGCCAAGUGGCCGUCAAGUUGCUGAAAGAUGAACCAAAUGAAGAGGACGUAUAUGCGUUCAAGUGCGAAAUUCAGAUGCUCAAGGCCGUGGGCAAGCACCCAAAUAUUGUGGGUAUCGUGGGAUACUCCACUCGGUUUAGCAACCAGAUGAUGCUGCUAAUUGAAUACUGCAGCCUUGGAAGCCUGCAGAACUUUUUACGUGAGGAGUGGAAGUUUAGGCAGGAGCAAAAUGCAAUAGGACUUAUGAACAACCUUCAGCGGAACGUGGACAACCGACGGUUUCAACGACCCCCUCGAAAUUCCAUCCAUGAUCGCAUAGAGGAUAUCAACAACUCGAUGCUGUCCACUGUGGAAGAGGAGAGUGAAUCGGAUCGGACACAUUCAAGUCGAUGUGAGACCUACACCCUCACUCGAAUCACCAAUGCAGCCGACAACAAGGGCUAUGGCAUGGAGUAUAUUGAAAACAUUGGUGGCAGUCUCAUUCCGAAAGCAGCAGAAGCUCCAAUGGACCAGUCAAAACAGAAGCUAAGGCCGGAGCUUAAGGAAGACCAGAAGCAGGAUUUAAAAUUGGAUAGCAAGAAAAGAAUCUUUGAGAACAAGGAAUACUUUGAUUGCCUAGAUUCUUCGGAUACAAAACCCAGAGUACCACUAAAAUACGCAGAUUUGCUAGACAUCGCCCAACAGGUGGCGGUGGGAAUGGAAUUUCUAGCACAGAACAAAGUAGUGCAUCGAGAUCUGGCUGCCCGCAAUGUUCUAAUCUCCGUAGAUCGCAGCAUCAAGAUAGCAGAUUUUGGGCUGAGUCGAGAUGUGUAUCAUGAGAACGUGUAUCGAAAGUCCGGAGGAAGUGGCAAACUGCCCAUCAAGUGGCUAGCGCUGGAGUCCCUCACUCAUCAGGUGUACACUAGCCAGAGCGAUGUGUGGUCAUUUGGUGUACUGCUCUAUGAGAUUACUACUCUCGGUGGAAUGCCGUACCCAUCGGUGUCACCCAGUGAUCUCUUGCAGUUACUACGACAAGGUCAUCGGAUGCAGCGACCGGAUGGAUGUACGCAGGAAAUGUUUUCUCUGAUGGAAAGUUGCUGGAGCUCCAUGCCAUCACACAGACCAACAUUUUCCAGUCUUAGGCGCAGACUUGGUGUCAUGAUCUUGGCUACUAACGAUGUUCCAGAAAGGUUGAAACAGCUGCAAGCAGAAACUGAGUCAAAAUUAAAGUCAUGUGACGUUAUAAACAGUAAAAGGGGACAAUUUCUCUGCGAGGAAGAGCUGUACCUAGAACCUUUGAAUUAAUCUUUAUUGUAAAGCAAUACUGGAACUUUAAGAGGAUACUGGAAGAGUGCAAAGCAUUAUAAAUUCGAGUUCCAAUUCAGACAAUGCUAGGCGGCAGAUAACUUGACAUAGCAAUAAACAUUAAAGAUAGCCAUUUCAAAAGGUUUGU